Pelodiscus sinensis (Chinese soft-shelled turtle) is the source of this 5452-nucleotide messenger RNA. It is a transcript of the gene B3GALT2, whose product is annotated as beta-1,3-galactosyltransferase 2. Gene Ontology annotation, cellular component: Golgi membrane. The record is from RefSeq and is a predicted model, not a curated record. Gene Ontology annotation, molecular function: N-acetyl-beta-D-glucosaminide beta-(1,3)-galactosyltransferase activity. Lineage: Eukaryota; Metazoa; Chordata; Testudines; Trionychidae. Gene Ontology annotation, biological process: protein O-linked glycosylation.
CUUCUCCAGCUCUCCAGCUUGCAGACUCAAAUGAGCUGCAAACCUCUUUAGAAAAUCUUGGUUGGGCUUAGCAUCAUCCUCAGGUACCUCAGGAGGUACAUGUGGAGAUCAAACACCUAAAUUAAAUGGACAGCAAGUACUCGAGAAAAACUAUGCCAUUUGCUAUACUGAAAAUUGUUAAUUAUGAAAACUCUAACAUAUAUAUUUUGAAACAGCAUCGACACACAUACAACUAGCUUCUAAAGAGCAAUUUCAGCCUUUUCAGCCACACACAUCAGGAUUUAGGAGCAAAACUAUGCUAUCCUCAGAACUGCUUAUUUUGUACCUACCACAGAGAUAUACAGAGCCUGCAAUUUUCACUUGUAUUAGCAGUUACCAGUAUUUAAUUGCAUGACAGAAAAAUUGUUAACCCAAAACACAAAUUUAACACAAGUUAAAAACAAUAUAUAAAAUGAUUUUAAAUAAGCAUGCAAAUCAAAGCAGUUACGAUCGAGAAGCAGAAGCAUACUGAGAGUGAAACGUUCAUGUGGGUAGUCUGGUAUGUGAGCUAAGUAACAUUGAUGGCUACUGCAGUAAAAUGAGGUCUGAAACAUAUGUCCAUAUAUCACUGGCCUGGUAUAAUACCUGGGUAAAAAUGGUCAAACCUUUGCUAAUAUAAAGCAAAACUGAGGAGUGAGCAAAGGCAGUCCCUAAUCACAAUCUGGCAAGAACAGGGCUGAAUUGCAAAAACACAUACCUAAAAAGUACUAGACAUGAGUACUAGACAUUUUAGAGGGAUGGCAACAGAAUACCUUGUUAGGAAACAUCUUGAUACCAACAUACUUCCCCCAUAGAUAACAGGAACAUACUGACCUAGGUUCAGGAAAGGGUUCAAGGUAACAGCAUAACAAUGUUCUGCUCAAAUAAUGAUGUACAAAGUAAUGGGUGAUAACUAGUUACAUUAAGGGGUGGCAGCCUAAUACCUCAGGAGUGAUGUGUAACUUUUUGUACCUGUAUAUAAAAAUGUAUCCUAGGGUGGCUGUCACCGUCCAGCCUAGAGGGCAGUGAAAAGUCCCACCGCUGACUGAGCUGAUCCAUUGCAAUGGGCACAUGUGUGUUAGUGGUCUGGUAAAAGUCUCCUGAACACGAGGGCUGUGCUUCAUUGACAAUAAACCUGGCCUUGUGCCUUUGUCCUUUAUCUGAUUUUGCAGUCUUUGGGGGCUCUCCAGGGGUCUGCUGUGCUGGCUAUCUGCUCAGAGUUAAUGCAACACUCAGGGGGAGCACACACAUAUAGCCAAAUGGUUAUCAUUUACUAACGCAAAAUAUCUAUCAAAACACCACACUUCUAAUUACAGCCACAAAGAUAAAAGUUCAAAAAUGUGUCAAUAUUUUUGUUUGAUGAGAACAUAUCAUACUUUUCAAAAAAAAGAAGCAUACAUUUCUGGCCACAUUCACUCAGAAGUUACGUGAACACUAACUGGUUUGCCUGUGUGUGCGCGCGCAACUGAACUAUGAUAUUUUCAAACUAUGAUAUUUUGUUGAGAGUAACGAGCAUUUCACAAUUACGAACCACCACCAUUCCCAACAUGCUCAUAACUGAGCUUCUACUACACCUACACUCACAGGAGAGGCAUAGUUAAGCCACCUCCAUGAGAGUCAAUAAUUAUGUUGAUGGGAGAAACCUUCCCAUUAACCUUCUUUCCACACCAGGGGUUACAGUAGUAUAGCUGUGUUAUUAAGGGGUAUGGAUUUUUCACACCCCUAGAGUGACACCAUUAUACUGACGCUGCCAGUGUAGACCAAGCCUUAAGGUAAGUUUUGAAAGAAGUGUAUGUCCCAACAUUUAAUAGACACUUCAGAAACAUGCAGCAGGCAUAUACAUCCCUCUCUCAAUAUUGAUUCUUAAUUAUUUAUAGUAUAGUGCCUGCAAUUACUCACCACCUUCUUUUUUAAAACUACUAUUUUAGCCAAAGAAGAUACAAAUCUUUAUCAAUAUAUAGUUCCUCAAAUAGGGCAACGGAGUUAACACAAAUUGUAUUUAGGAUUGGAAAUACACAGACCAAAUAAGGUCAUUCCAUUUAACCUAGUGGACUUUUAUACACAGAUAUUUUGGUCAAAAGAGUAUAUGUAUCUGAUUAAAUCUUAUCAGAACAUGUGUCUGGAGCCAGUAAGCCUACUGACUGCACUUGGGGAAGCAUGACUUGAUAAUUAAUUUCUAUUAUUGCAGAUUCUUGCCCAGUGCCCUACAGAAGUCAGAGGUAGCAUUUGAUAUAUGGCAGUCCAGUGAAGAAAUUCUGUCUCUGGCUAGUCCCAUUAGAAGAGUUACAGAAAUGAAAAACCAGAUAACCAUUUCCAAAGGAAGACAAGAUAAAUACCCCAAUGCUCAUCAUUUGGUAAAAAUGCAUUCCCUAUAAUUGGGUUAAACCUUUAUAGUUUUUUGCUUAUGUACUACAUGAAUCACCAAAUUCACACUGUCCCAGAAAAGGAUCAGAUUGUUUAAAAGAAAGAAAAGAACACUGAAUGCAAGUUGUAUUAAGACAAUACAUACUGUAGGUAUUUCAGAAGAAAAAAUAUCAGGGUUUCUUACGCUCACUGGCUUCCAGUAUUUCUGCAAUACUUUGUGAGCUCUACCACUGAAGGAAAGCACUAAUGGCAGUGAGAUGUACAAACUCCAAUGACAUUAGUUGCUGCCAACUGCUUUGACUAAACCAAAACCAUGGUUUAUAGUAUGGUAGGAUAUACAUUCUGUUUUAUGUAGAAAAAUACAUUUUCAUAGAGCAGUGAAGGGGUUAACCCAAGCUAAUAUAUUUCAAUGCUUACAGCUCUUAGCCUCUGCAGAAGUAUAUCUGGAAUAAGAAAAUUGAAAUGUCUAACUUGGAAAAAAAAAGAAUUUUACGUUAUGGCACUAAAUAAAGAAAUACAUCUGAAAAAUAAACUCAUUUAUUUAAUGAUCAUCUCAUUUUCAUAUUACUUACUCAUCACUACUCUUGCACUGAAUAUGUAUCAUUUAUCAAAUAGAAGUAAAAACCUGUAAGCUUUCUGGCUGCCUUAGGAUUUAGUCAAAAUGAAUGCAAACAAUCACGUGGGAUUCAGCCAAGCAGUGACGUUAAAUUCUGCUCUGUCAGAAGACAGCAUCUGUCAAAGCCCACAUUUAAACUGCUGCCUGCCUGUGCAGCAGCUGAAGAACUAUGGAAUGGAUUUUAUAAACCAAAAUCCUUAGUUAAAACUGCUCAAAACCUUUUCAGUUACUGCCUAGCAACAAAGGAAGAAGGGAGGGAGAAGUAAAACCCAUUACUGAAUGCAGCUGAAUCACUAUAUUCCAGCACUUGCUGCUUAACAUUAUCACUAGAAAUAUGGAUACUGAGAAGAGAAUACAGCACCGCAUUGUCCAACAAGGGAAAUGCCAGAUGUAAAAGCUUCAAUGCAUCAAUUGUCAAGAGCAAAAGAACCCUGAUUGGAACACAAGCAAGAACUACUGUUCUUUUGUUUGAAAGAUGAACAAAAGACACCAAGACGUGGACACUUAUAAGCAAGGAAGGUAACACAGCAACAAGGAGACAGAUGGACAGAUUGGAUACCGUGAAAAGCAAUCGCAGGAAGCAGACAUUUGGGGAAUAUGCGCAUGUUCAAUAACAUCUUUUUUGCUGAAGUGAUGGCGUGUCAAAACUAUUUUCAGGGGGUAUAAACCUCUCACCGUAAAUGGCCUAAACAAGGAAGCAGAGCGACCUAUGUGCAGAGCAUUACUCCAGGUGAAUAUAAAAAGAUGAAUACCAAAGAAUAGCAGUGGAUUAAAAAGGAAAGAAGGAAAAAUUUUGUUCAACUGUUAUCUCGCAUUCCCUUGUUGGAUACAUACAACAUGCUUCAGUGGAGAAGACGACACUGCUGUUUUGCAAAAAUGACGUGGAAUACCAAAAGGUCUCUGUUUCGCACCCAUCUUAUUGGCCUGCUUUCUCUCGUGUUUCUUUUUGCUAUGUUUCUGUUCUUUAAUCAUCAUGACUGGCUGCCAGGCAGAGCUGGAUUCAAAGAAAAUCCUGUGGCUUACACUAUUCGAGGAUUUAGGUCUACAAAAAGCGAGACAAACCAUAGCUCUCUGAGGAACAUUUUGAAGGAUACAAUCCCUCAGACUCUUAGGCCUCAGACAGUCACUAAUUCCAACAACACUGACCUGUCACCACAAGGAGUAACUGGCUUAGAGAAUACACUCAGUGCCAAUGGAAGUAUUUACAAUGAAAAAGGUACCGGACAUCCAACUUCAUAUCAUUUUAAGUAUAUAAUAAAUGAGCCUGAAAAAUGCCAGGAGAAGAGUCCUUUUCUAAUACUACUUAUAGCUGCAGAACCAGGCCAAGUGGAAGCUAGACAAGCUAUUCGGCAAACGUGGGGUAAUGAAAGCCUGGCACCGGGUAUUCAAAUUGUUCGCAUUUUUUUGCUGGGUUUAAGCAUUAAACUAAAUGGAUACCUUCAACGUACCAUAUUGGAGGAAAGCAGACAGUAUCAUGAUGUUAUUCAACAAGAAUAUUUAGAUACUUACUAUAACUUAACCAUCAAAACUCUUAUGGGGAUGAACUGGGUUGCCACCUACUGUCCAAAUGUUCCCUAUGUUAUGAAAACUGAUAGCGAUAUGUUUGUCAAUACUGAGUAUUUAAUACAUAAGCUUCUGAAGCCAGAAUUGCCACCAAGACACAAAUAUUUUACCGGUUACCUAAUGAGAGGGUAUGCACCUAAUAGGAACAAGGAUAGCAAGUGGUAUAUGCCACCUGAUCUGUAUCCAAGUGAGCGUUACCCUGUAUUCUGCUCAGGGACUGGUUAUGUUUUCUCUGGAGAUUUGGCAGAAAAGAUAUUUAAAGUCUCCUUAAGUAUCAGACGCCUGCACUUAGAGGAUGUAUAUGUGGGGAUCUGUCUUGCCAAGUUGCGAAUUGACCCUAUGCCUCCGCCCAAUGAGUUUGUCUUCAAUCACUGGCGAGUUUCUUAUUCCAGUUGUAAAUAUAGCCACCUAAUUACCUCCCAUCAGUUCCAGCCUAGUGAACUGAUCAAAUACUGGAACCACUUACAACAAAAUAAGCACAAUGCCUGUGCCAAUGCAGCAAAAGAAAAAGCUGGCAGAUAUCGCCAUCGUAAACUGCAUUAAAAAGGACAAUACUCCAUCUAUAAAAAAUAUCCCAUGUGCAAUUUGUAAAUAUUGCUGAAAGCAUGUACAGUGAAAAACGGAUGAGCUUAAUGGGACAGUCUUUAUUUAAGCCCUCAUCACUUAAUGGAGUUUGAAAAUUAUUUUUUUAAUUUUAGAAAAAUAUAAUUCUUGACAAUAGUAAUAUUAUGAAACUAUAACCAAAAGGUUUCCCAAACAAAUUUGAGGAAAGAGAGAUGGUAUACAAGGAUUUUUCGUGUUAACGUGCAAUAAUAAGCAUGCACACUUUGGUGGUACAAUUGCUAUUUUAUGUGCCAAUAAAAUAUAAACGAGCAUAUUUUCCACAUUAAA